This is a messenger RNA of Podospora bellae-mahoneyi, 4363 nucleotides long. RefSeq lists its product as uncharacterized. Gene Ontology annotation, molecular function: methyltransferase activity. The transcript is spliced from 3 exons. The coding region runs from base 3173 to 4363 and encodes 396 amino acids. NCBI's taxonomy places the organism in Eukaryota, Fungi, Ascomycota, Sordariomycetes, Sordariales, Podosporaceae. The record is from RefSeq and is a predicted model, not a curated record.
GGAAUAGUCAGCCGUAGCUUCCCAUGAUUUUGCAUCAGAUUGUCCAUCCAAAAACGCCCCGCCAGAAAGUGUGCCUUGUGCCCGUUUGCCCAGCCCCAUCCAUCCAGUUUCAUAACCCAUGCUAAUGCCUUUCAAAAAACCAACCCAGAAAAACACCAAAACAAGAUAUCAAAAAGCCAAAUUCCACCGCAUUUCCCAUUUCCCCAUGUCAUUGCCCUGUCAGUACGAGAGAACCCUCCAAGAGCCCGCUCAUCAGUCAGUCCCCCUCUUCCUGGGCAACAUCACCCCUGCUUAGUUGUUGCCCCGCUGCGCCUCAUACACCCUCAUCGCCCUCUCCAGCUCCUCCAAGCUGCUCCUGUCCCCGUAGGCGUCCGCCAAAGCGGCGUUCUGUCGUCUUCUCUCCAGAUCAGCCUGCUCAGCCUCGGCCUGUCGUUGCUGGGCGGCGGCGGCGGAGGUGCGGUAGGUUGAGACGGCUACGUAGCCUGCUGCGAGGGCGCCUGCGAGAGAUGGGACCCUAAACACAAAGAACAUGUUGGAAGCUGUCGGACAGAGAGGAGAAAGGGGAAAUGAGGGGGAGCAUACCACUUGAUGCCCCUUGCUACAGGGGAUGGUUUGGUAGCCGCGGUGUAAAGGUGAGGAAGGUAAGGGGGGUGCACGCGGGCAGAGGUGGAAAGGAGGCGGGAUUGCUGCUGAGUAGAGGCCAUUUUUGGUAGAGUAAAGGUGUUCUCUCUCGGUAGUCGGAGGUGGUUCGACAGAGUGGUGGUUUGCCGUCCUUGGUAGUUGUAGUAGUACGUAAAAAGGGUGGGGGGUGGAAAUGUGGUGGUUUGUUACAAGGAACCGAAACAGCACAAAACCAACAAAAAGGGUAUCUUGAAGUGCGGGCGAGAACUGUUGAAGUGUGUAUAACGAAGCGAUGAUGUCAAGGUCAGGUCGAGAGGACAGAAAUCAGGGACGAAGGGGAGUGUUUAUAUUCCCACUUCGGUUGCCGCGGGAGGAGGUUGCCCCGUGGGGAAGAAGACGUAGUUGUAUGGAGUAGAUGCAAGGAUGAGAUGACAAGAGAUCGACAAGCAAAUUAGAGCGUGGGGAGGAUAAGAUACCCCUCUCUCUCUCCGGCGUAUGUAGAUUCAGGGAUAGAUGCUUGUAGAUGGCCAGCCCAGAAAAGGUGGGAACUUUCUGGAGAGUGGGACAAAGAGAAGAAAACAUACGAAUUGAUGUAUGGCAAAGGCAGAGCAGGUGCGUUGGGCACAACUGGCAGACUGGCCAGGAGAGAACAUGAUGGGCAGAGCGGGAGGAGCAAGUGGUUCGGCAUGUGGUGGUUUCUCGUGUGAUUAGCGGCCAAUGGUGGUGUGUGUGGCCUGUGAAGCGCUCCGCAUGUCGUGCCACGAACUGUGGGGUAACCGAGGACAAAACGGCUCUGGUGGGCUUGGUGUUGCGGCCAGCUCCGCUUCCCCGGACAGCUUCCCCAGAGCUCCCCCAGACCCGACCUCGCCCCGGAUUGGAUUGCCCACUGCUGCUCGGAAUGGGUCGUUUUUCCGGACAACCGCGUUACAGGCCUCGGCUUUUCCCUGUUGGUGAUCCAACACAAAACGCCGCAUCUUCAACACCAGUGCACCACCCUUCGAAUGUCAAAAUAAGCAUUGCUGGACCGCUGCGCUAGCAACACUAGAAUCUCUCAGAUCCAGGCACACGAGGCACGUGCGCGGCAAUCUCUCGGUUUGGAGGUUGUUCCGCGACGGGACGCGAACCGACAAGAUUUGCCGGCCAGAGGGUUACCAAGACACUCUCCUGGAUCCCCUGAUUAUAGUCCAUAACGUGACCUCUUCCAAGCCUCUUCGGCAGCGUCGGUCGCUAGUUUCAGCUGGCAACUUCACGACAGAGUCUCAGAAUUGCUAUUUCACUAGCCGCGUCCAACUCCCAUCUGCUAUGCUAGACUAAAAAGAUUUGUCAAGGCUGCUGGGUCCCGAAUAGCUUCCAGGAUUAGAUAAAGGCCAGCUGACAUGGAUCGACAUCUCGGUCUUUGAACAAGAGAAUCAAAAAAGUCUCACGACGCACGCUACUGUCAUCUCAAUUUCUCAAAGGUUGUCAGACAGGAGGCCAUAUGCAGGACCUGUCUCACGAAACAACAGAUCGCAAGUCUAGACAAACAUAGGCUGAUCACUACUAGACGUAGAGAAUUGUAGUGUUGCACUAGACGUGCAUUGGUCAGCCACAUUGAUCAACAUAACCAUAUCUUGAUUAUCUGACUUUGAGUUAAAAACCUCACCACCUCUACUCUUUAAAGCCGUUUGAUCGACCUCCGAGAAAAAGCUAUGGCAGGUCUGGCAGGCUGAUCUGAUCGGGUAGCAGCAUUUUGGCGUUGUGUACGUGCCGCCGGUCGUUGCAUUACUAGAAUUAAACGAAGCAGAGAACCAAACAUCACGGCUUCAAAGGUUGGGAGGACAGGGGAUAAAAGUCCAGAUAUCUUGACUCUGAUUGGCCAUGACGGGCGGCUGCAUUGCCAGUAUUCCCACUCUCGUGCAGAUGCAAGAUGUGAUGGAAGGCAAAGAAACCUGUCUUGAAUGGGAAGGCACUUUUAUGCGGAACUUCCAUGGUCUUAUCACUUUUGCAGACGCGAACGAGAGAGCGUUUUCCCGAAAUGUAAGCGGACUGAAUCUCGCCGAUUCUUUCAACCAAGCUGCUCUGAUUUUUCAACCUGGUGUUGAACCCCAGCGCUGGGACCACGGCUCCUCUACGACAGAUUGACAGCUAAAAACCCUCCGACGGAGACCACGGCCCGACAGAUCAAAGCCAUGGCGCUGCCGUGCAUCCUGUCUACCGCAAAAAGUCGGCUGGGCUCCAUAAGCGAUGGUGAUGGGCGCCCGCCCAGGUGGCACGCGGAUAUUAAUGUUUUAUAUAGCCAAACCGACGACCCGUCCCAACCACCACCACCACCGCAUUCCAGCUGUGUGUCCUGUCGGGUCUGACGGUAUUUUGUUAAUCUUUCACUCCGUCAUUUCUUGAAGCUGCCGAAAAACGAGAAAAGGCUCCGAUUCUGUGAUCUCGAUAUCGAUCCUGAGACCGACGACGACGGACCAAAAGCUUCGCGGAAAUUUCCUUCCUGAAUCCUCGACAAUCAUCCCGCGGUGACGUGCAUUAAAUCCCGGUUGACGUCAACGGUCGGCACAGCUCUCCGAUGUCAGGACUUUCAGAACCCCAAAGGGGGCCAUCCGAUGACCCCUCACAUGUAGAACCACCACUACCACCACAGACGAAAAGAUCGUCGCCAAAACCACCGCAACCGUCAACACCGGGCCCGAUACCGGAAGAUGAAGCAUUUUCGCAAAAAACAGUCGAUGGGAGACGGCAGACAGAGCAAUUCCCUAAUUCAAUCGAGGCUGAGGAGGGCCCUGAGGAAGAAGACGAGUUCUUGGCUGAGGGAUGGGACGGGUCGUCCAAGGCUUCGACGUCGGUGACAUCGAGCAUUUAUGCACAUACGUAUGAGAAUGGGAGGAGAUAUCAUUCUUAUCGAUAUGGGAGGUACCCAAUUCCAAAUGAUGAUCAGGAGCAGAAUAGGGAGGAUAUGAAGCAUGCGAUGAUGAUGGAGUUGACGGACGGGAAACUCUACCUUUCACCCAUUGGACCCAACCCACAAAAGAUCAUUGAUAUUGGGACCGGCACAGGAAUCUGGGCUAUCGAGAUGGGGGACCUGUUCCCUGGGGCUGAAAUCUUGGGACUCGAUCUCUCACCGAUCCAACCACAGUGGGUGCCGCCAAAUGUCAGGUUCAUGAUUGACGAUGUCGAAGACGAGUGGGCGAACGGGUCAGAAUGGGACUUUGUGCAUUUAAGGGGCAUGGCGCUUGUGCUGAGGGAUUUGCAGAAGGCGGUGGACCAGAUCUAUCAACACCUCAAACCAGGAGGCUGGAUCGAAUUUCAAGAAUCACAUGGGGAACCUCGUUGUGACGACGGAACCAUGGACCACGAGACGGACGUGAUGAAGAAAUUCUGGGCUUUAUGUGUGGAAGCUAUGGCCAAGUUUGGAAUGAAUUUGAACAUGCCGGUUGUGGUGGGCAACUUUCUUGAACGAGCUGGUUUCGUCAAUAUUACCUGUGUCAAGAAGAAGACACCAGUGGGAACGUGGCCUAAAGAUAAAACGAUGAGGUUGAUUGGGCUGUAUGUGAAAGAGGCCGCGUUGCAGAGCUUAUCAGCGCUGGGGAAAGCCUUUGCAAACUUGGGGAUGGAUGCAGUGGAGAGAGAGGUCUUUAGUGCGAAGGUGAGGGAGGCGGUUAUGGAUGGGAAGGUGCAUAGGUAUUAUUACUUUUAUUUUUGGUUUGCGCAGAAACCGUAUGAUAAUAAGGAGGGUGAUGGGGGUGGGGGAGAUAGUUGA